CAUGAACAAAAACAACCAUCGCACCUCGACUAGACUCGAGCUUCAAUUAAGCAAGUACCUUACUGGAUGGAAGCACUUGUCGACUCGGAAGGGCACACAAAGUUUAGGUAUCGAGUGCCUGAUCGUGUAUGCAAAGGCUCCGACCAAAUAUUGGAUCAAACCAGUGCUAUAAACGUAAGUACUUGGAUGAUCUGAAGCGGAGCUUGCUAACGAUUUGAUACGUUCUGUCAGACCUGAGAGAGUUGCCAAGGGACCUUGUUUAGGGCACUACUUACUUUUGUUCCUGCAAGAUCUGAGAAACGUCUACCAAAUAUAAGUUUCAACGUUCAGCUUGGAGAAUCUCGCUUUACGUCCCUCUGUCCCUACCUCCCUUUGAACGAGACCUUGUUCAAUAUGGGAUUGUUCUCCGUGGCUCGUAUCACUCUUUUCUCACUCGCCAUCGCUUUCUCCCUCAUUGGAUUAGGCCUCAAUGCCUAUUUUCUCUCGUUGACUGUGCCAGAUAAUUUCUAUUUCAUUUUCAGUGCUUUGGGCGUUGCGACCGCUAUGUUGACAAUUGUUACCAUUCCAAUCAUGUUGAUCAUUGAUUUUACACGACGUGGAGCGUUCACUUCUAUGAUUGUCUUCGAACUCUCGUGGCUCUUCAUUCUUGCGAUUCUGUGGGUUGCCACUGCCGGCGAAGCUAUCACCACCUUUAACUAUUACUACCCUCGAGGUUGUGUUGAUACUACGGAUCCCACCUACAACGCGUAUUGCAUGGAGCUGCAGGCAGUAGAGGCUUUCGCAUUCCUAAACUUCUUCAUAUUCUUGGGUUACACUUGCGUACUGCUAGUGUUUUCCAUCAUUGGAUCCAGUCGCGGCAAUAAUGUCUGGACGCGUUCUGUCAAAGAGGCCACGUUCUUUGCGCAGAAAUCGUGGCCCGCACAACAGCAGGUUCCUCUGAGUCAGUACUCGGGCGCUCCUCCUACAGGGUACACUCCUGUUUCGCAGCCUCAGCAGCUAGGCACCUAUAGUACUCACAGUGGCACGCCUGUCCAUAUGCAACCCCAGCAAUUCCAGCCAGCGUAUUCUGGCCAGCCACAGGGAAUUCCUGUUUAACAUGCAACAUGAUUGUUGCAGGUAAUCUGCUCUGAUUUACGUUUCUCGUCUCUAUCUAUUGACAUAGUUGGUGAAGGAUAUCUUUUUACGGGUCUAUGUUCUGAAAGUCUGAGACCAUAUAUACUAGUGCUACAUGAUGCAGUAUAUUAUAACAUCCAAUAACAUUUUGUGUUCCUCCCAUAUGGUUAGGCCUUGCAAUCGGGUUUCUUGCAAUUGCUCUGUUGUCGUGCGUGAAUCGAGAAACUCAGGAUGGCCUAUAGGAGAUAAGUAGUAGUAGAAGCC
Messenger RNA from Suillus subaureus, 1377 nucleotides. RefSeq lists its product as uncharacterized. The transcript has 7 exons. The record is from RefSeq and is a predicted model, not a curated record. Lineage: Eukaryota; Fungi; Basidiomycota; Agaricomycetes; Boletales; Suillaceae. Bases 394 to 1095 code for a protein of 233 amino acids.